UGUGUUUCCUCUUUACAGUGCAGCUCCAGGAGCCAGGGAGAGAAGGAGAUGUACACUCUGGGCAUCACUAACUUCCCCAUUCCUGGAGAACCUGGCUUCCCUCUCAAUGCUAUGUACGUCAAGCCUGCAAACAAGCAAGAGGACGAGACCAUGAGAGCGUACCUCCAGCAGCUCCGCCAGGAGACCGGCUUGAGGCUAUGUGAUCGCGUGUUUGACCCCCAGACAGACAAACCCAGCAAGUGGUGGGUGUGCUUUGUCAAAAGGCAGUUCAUGAACAAAAGUCUGUCUGCCCCGGGACAGUGAACAACUCAGGACUCAGGUUUCGAUUCUGCACCUGCAAGACGGAUCGAUUUUUUUUUUUUUGGUGGGUUGGGGGGGGGUUGUGAUUAUGCAUUGAUAAAAUGAUUUUAUACUCUUUAACAUUAGGGAGAUGUCUUCUCUUGUCUGGAUGUUAACCAUUUUGAGCUUAAUUCAAUAAAACAAUCAUGGAGAUUAGAAUAUAA
Notothenia coriiceps (black rockcod) is the source of this 503-nucleotide messenger RNA. RefSeq names its product actin related protein 2/3 complex, subunit 3 (gene arpc3). The annotation marks the transcript as partial. Lineage: Eukaryota; Metazoa; Chordata; Actinopteri; Perciformes; Nototheniidae. The record is from RefSeq and is a predicted model, not a curated record. Gene Ontology annotation, biological process: regulation of actin filament polymerization; Arp2/3 complex-mediated actin nucleation. The transcript is spliced from 3 exons. Gene Ontology annotation, cellular component: Arp2/3 protein complex; cytoskeleton.